Molecule: messenger RNA, 3827 nt
Organism: Paramuricea clavata
Lineage: Eukaryota; Metazoa; Cnidaria; Anthozoa; Malacalcyonacea; Plexauridae
Source: the annotation of a GenBank genome assembly
ACACAAUUUCGUUACCAUAGCAUCGUAGAACCAAAACAUGCCUUUCAAAACCGCAAAUACAUACUAAAUUCAAACAAAUAUAUAAAAUACUAAUAUGUCUUCUUCCGAUACCCUUAGAAAACCGUCGAUGAAUUACCCGAACGAAAAACAGAGAAAUAAUGCUUUGGAUAUUAUGCGACCUCCCGGGCUGUCUUCACAGGUAAAAUUGUAUGGUUUAAAUGUUGUUGUUAUGCGAGAUUUUAAAAUGUAUGUCAUGCGUGUAGUCCCAUAGCUAAAUAAUGUGUUGCCUGUUUUGUAAACGUCGGUUUAUACUACAAAUGCUUUGGCUAAAACUCUCGUAUGCAACGUGUUCACAACUUGAGUUGUACUGUGUAAAUCAAGCCCACAACGUUUUUCAUGCGUGAGUUGUGUGCUUGAUUUACACCGGUACAAUGCGAGAGUUUUACGUAAAAGUUGUGUUCUUAGUAGCGUUGCAUUAGACGUAAUUCUGUUUUAUUUUUGUAUCCAUAGGUUUAUAAUGGACAGCAGUUGCAUAAACGAGUCUGCGAGGUAUGAUUUGUCGGUAAUUUAAUGUUAUAUAUAGAUAUAUUUAAAGUCCGAGUUUACGAUUUACGAAUGGGCAAUACGAUUUUAGUUCGACGAUACAUGUUAAAACGACAAACAGUCGGUCUCUGCAAUGGCAAGAUGCCGUGGAAUGGACUAGAUGGUUGAAUGUAAACAUAGAUUUUCGCAUAUUUAGCAGUUUAAUGUGAGCCUAUAAUUGAACCAUUAUUAAACAUCGUGCAAUUAAUGACUAUUUUUGGGCAGUUUAUUUCGGAAAUUCCCAUGCCGCCGUAACCAUUGCGAGAUCUCGGCUGGUCUCUGCAUGGAUCUCUUCUGAUUAUAUAUAGACCAACUAUUUUUAGUAGGAUUUCAAAUAGCGCGCAAAAUCUCGCCAGGAAUGCCCGACAUUAUCAACAAGAGUUGCAAUGAGAGUUGACAAGCGAGAGUUUACAUGAGAGUUUUCUCAACGUUCAUUGCUUGAUGAAACGAGAACAAGAGUUCCAUGACAGUUGACAAGCGAGAGUUUGCAUGAGAGUUUUCUCAACUUUCAUUGCUUGAUGAAACGAGAACAAAAGUUGCAUGAGAGUUUAGAAGCGAGAGUUUACAUGAGAGUUUUCUCAACUUUCAUUGCUUGAUCAAACGAGAACAAGAGUUGCAUGAGAGUUGAGAAGCGAGAGUUUACAUGAACGUUUUCUCAACUUCCAUUGCUUGAUCAAACGAGAACAAGAGUUGCAUGAGAGUUGACAAGCGAGAGUUUGCAUGAGAGUUUUCUCAACAUUCAUUGCUUGAUCAAACGAGAACAAGAGUUGCGCGAGAUUAUAAAAUUCCACUCUAUUCCUUUUAGGCAGAAAAGGACAAUGAUCCCAUGAUGUUAAACACUGACAGUUAUUACAAAGCUCAAACUAAGGUAGGUGUUCCUGAAUUCCUCCCGUAGAUUGACAUUCUUAGUUAAUGAUACGAAUGUAUGCCAGAUUAUACAUACUUUAUGCUACUUUUUAUUUGCCAGCGUUCACAACCGUCAGCGUACGACCGUAUAAAUCACGUGACCAUUGGAUAUGACCAGAAACUUCACCGCGACGACAGAGCCUUUGCCAAAUCGCGUGGCUUGUAUGUCAAUAAUGAGGUGAGGUGUACUAAAAACGCGCAAGUUGUUACAGAUAUCAGGAUGUGUUGGCGCACUGCUUGUUCCCAGUUGUUGCGACAAGUCUGGGAGAAGUUGUUAUCACCUUGUUACAAGCUUGAUGAGGCCAACGGUCUCGCAACAAGUUGUUCCAACAAGUCUGAUAUCGUCUGCACGUAACAAGUUGAUGACAACAAGCUCGCCUUGUUACAAGGUUGAUGACGGUAACAGACUUGCUACAAGACAACUCUCGCUUGUCAACUUUCAUGCAACUCUUGUUCUCGUUUGAUCAAGCAAUGAACGUUGAGUCUGUUACUGUCAUCAACCUUGUAACAAGAUGAUAACUCACCUUGUUACAAGGUUGAUGACGGUAACAGACUUGCUACAAGUUGUUCCAACAAGACUAAUACAGCCUGUAUAGCAAGUCUGACUGUAACAGAUUUGCUACAAUUGACCACUUGCGUAAUAGACCAAAUUUUGAUCUCAACAAAAAUUUCACCACAGCUUGAAAGAGCAUCACAAAAUUAGUAAUAUUCCAAAGUUUCGUUGCGAAAUGUUGUAAAAUGCGGAAAAUAUAGCCUUGCGAAGUUUGCAAUUUUCAGUCAUUUUAGAUUACAAACGGGAAAUUGACAGCCCCAAACCCUUCGAGGCUGUCAAUUUCCCGUUUGUAAUCUAAAAUGACUGAAAAUUGCAAACUUCACAAGGCUAUAUUUUCCGCAUUUUACAACAUUUCGCAACGAAACUUUGGAAUAUUACUAAUUUUGUGAUGCUCUUUCAAGCUGUGGUGAAAUUUUUGUCUAGACUUGUUGAGAUCAAAAUUUAGUCUAUUACGCAAAUGGUGAAUUAGUUGUUCCAACAAGACUAACACAGGCUGUUCGUAACAAGUUGCUACGAGCUUGUUGUCAUCAACUUGUUACGUGCAGACGAUAUCAGACUUGUUGCAACAACUUGUUGCGAGUCUGUUGACCUCAUCAACCUUGUUACAAAAUGAUAACUUGUUCCAGACUUGUCAACAACUGGGAACAAGCAGUGCGAACACAUCUUGAGAUUUUUACGCGCGUUAAUGGAAAUUGAAUAUUGAAUGCUCGUGAUGUUACUCUGAGUGCAUAUCAACAGCGGGCAAGCUUGAAAAAUAUGCCUGACCACGGUGGGAAUCGAACCUACGACCUUUGGAUGCUAGCCCAAUGCUCUGCCAACUGAGCUACGCGGUCUGGUCGCUUCGAGUAUGUGAUAUUUCGGAACAGAAUCUAGUUCCUUCGAUAUUAAUGUAAUCUAAUAAUCAUGAUUGUUUCUGUGUUGGUGUAAUGUACUCAGGUGAAUAUGAUGCUUGUGAUGUUACUCUGAGUGCAUAUCGACACUGGGCACGCUUGGAAAAUAUGCCUGACCACGGUGGGAAUCGAACCUACGACCUUUGGAUGCGAACCUACGACCUUUGGGCUAGCAUCCAAAGGUCGUAGGUUCGAUUCCCACCGUGGUCAGGCAUAUUUUUCAAGCUCGCCCGGUGUGGAUAUACACUCAGAGUAACAUCAUAAGCAUCAUAUUCACCUGAGUACAUUACACCAACACAGAAACAAUCAUGAAUUUUGAAUGUUAAAAAUCUUCCAUUGCGUGUUUUAGGAAAAGUCAGUGUCAGUUCCUUGUCUGUCUUCAUCCAUCUACGGUCAUCCCGUCAGGCAACCGCUUGAGGUCAUCGAUCGAAAACAUUUCUCCGUUCAGACUUGUAAAAACGAUUUUCUCAGAGUCGGUGGAACUAACAUCGGAAAUAAUCCCGAUCUACAUUAACGUCUGUUUACGAAUAUCUUAAUAGCUUAUACAAUAGACCUUGUAUGCAAGUAUUAAGUUCUAUAUUUGAAUUCACGUUUGCUUUUAAUUGAGAUAAUUCAAUUCGAUAAGUCCAUAUUCAAACAGCACAAUUUUUUCAUAGCUGGUACGCGCUUAACAAAAAAUACAAGAAAUAUGUGAUUUAUGAAAUCUAAUAUAUAUUUAUUCCAUAUUUCACCUACUAUAUUUCCAAUGGGCCACAAAUGUUUUACAAUUCAAUUUCUUUCUAUACAAUUUCAUUUAUUGUUACUAAAUGUACAAAAUGGAUUAUUGUGUUAUAUUUUAUUAUUUAUUAUAUACAGUUGAUUUUAAUUGAACAUAAAAGAUAAAUAUUACAAUUUAC